AUGGCGGAUUCAGGAAAAAGAGCCAUGCCCGAUUCCUCGUCCAAUCAAUCUUCCAAACGAAGAAAGGGAGGCGGCAAUUGGCAGAAAGGCAAAGGAGCGAUUAUCGAGAGCGGUGAUUGUGGCGUGUUCGUAACGUGUGACAAGGGCAAAGAAGGGAAAUGUAUCCCCGAAGCCGUGGAUCUGUUCACCCAGGUUAGUUCCGACUGUUUCGGGAUUCUCAUGCAUUUCUCUGACGCGUCCGGUCGAUCAGAGUGUCGAACAGUCCGACGAUGGAGUGAAGGAUGCCGACUCCGGUUCCGACGAAGAUGA
Messenger RNA from Aspergillus melleus, 309 nucleotides. RefSeq lists its product as uncharacterized. The transcript is spliced from 2 exons. Bases 1 to 309 code for a protein of 102 amino acids. The record is from RefSeq and is a predicted model, not a curated record. NCBI's taxonomy places the organism in Eukaryota, Fungi, Ascomycota, Eurotiomycetes, Eurotiales, Aspergillaceae.